This is a messenger RNA of Linum trigynum, 5008 nucleotides long. The record is from the annotation of a GenBank genome assembly. Lineage: Eukaryota; Viridiplantae; Streptophyta; Magnoliopsida; Malpighiales; Linaceae.
ACUAGGCUUAAACAAUGAAUAUACAACCAAUAAAAAGUAAAAUUUUUAAUAAAAAAAUCAAGGCAGUAGAUCUAACGGUUAAAAGAGGAAAACCUAAUCUGCAAGCUUCCAUCACCACCGCCAUUGGUAGCUCUAUAUGUUUCCGGUUCCCUCAACAAAUUGAGAAGAAAAACCGACAUCGAUAUUUUCCGUAGCAAGGCGCAUCAGCUGCUUGCUCUGCCCAUCUCCAGUUCCGAAGAACUGUAGCAGCAGACCUCUUCCAAAUUCGCUCCUUGUAGAUCUUCGCUGCUCCAAAAUCCCGAUGUCGGUCAGCCUUCGCAAGGGAAACACCCGACUUCCGCCGGAGGUGAACCGCGUGCUCUACGUUCGCAACCUCCCGUUCAACAUCUCGAGCGAGGAGAUGUACGAUAUCUUCGGCAAGUUCGGAGCCAUUCGCCAGAUCCGGAUCGGCACAAACAAGGACACGAGAGGCACCGCUUUCGUGGUCUACGAGGACAUCUACGACGCCAAGACGGCGGUGGAUCACCUCUCUGGUUUCAACGUCGCCAAUAGAUACCUCAUCGUUCUGUAUUACCAGCAGGCCAAGAUGAGCAAGAAGUUUGAUCAGAAGAAGAAGGAAGAUGAGAUUGUCAAGAUGCAGGAGAAAUACGGAGUGUCCACCAAAGAUAAGUAGACUGAAUUACUAACUCAAUUAGAUUAGAUAAUGAAUUCCGCUCUUGCUCGGAUGUAUUACUGCUGAAUUUCGGGUUUGCUCUAAUGUUCAGCUUGUGUGUUAUUGAAUUAACUAGUGAGAUUGUUGUCCCCUUUCUCUCAGCUUGUCUCUGUAGUUUUGAUGCUUAGUUUUUAACAUCGUUCACGGAGGAAUACGGAAUCGGAGAUGAGGUUGAAUGAAUCUGCUUGCUUGUUUCUUCAGGUUUACAUUGCAAGCCAGUUCGACUUAUUUGUGCACGAUUUUUGGGUCUGGCUAAUCUCAUCCGUAGUUUCCUAUUAAUUCUGAAAUACAGACAGAGUUGCUGCGUAGCUCUUUAUGCUUGCUGAACUUGUGGCAGUGGCUUGUGUAAUGCCCUCUUACUGCACUUUUAACUGAUUUUGGUGAACUGGUCUGGUUUUGCUUUAGGAUUGAUCUUGAGUUGUGGUGCCAGCCAGGAGUUCUUUGCUUUCGAAACGCAGCAAAGUAUUGCAUUAUGUUUCACUGUCUUGGUGUCGAUCAAUGUCAAAUGGCAUUUCGUCCCAAUAGAUGGUUUAUUCAGUGUCCAUACAAAGGCAUUUGUGGGAACUCCUCAUUUUGUCUCUACCCUAAGGCAGCAUGCCAUGAAGUCAUUUUUAGAACAAGCUGAACCCCCUGGUAAGUAUUGCUCUCCUUUGGUCAGCAAUGUUUCUUAUGGAUGCAGCAGUGAUCUCCUUUAGUUUGCUCAUCGCAACAACUGCCCAAAUCUAUAUUCUCUCUAUUAUUUUCAAGACGCGAACUACUAUGGACAAUUUCGGCUUGCAAGUGAUUUGGGGAAUACAAUUUCGACCUGACCUGCUUUACCUGACUGACAUGUUUGACCUGUUUUGGGAGGGUCCGACAAUCCAAUAGGUGGGUUGUGGCGGACAUGGGCACUCUCAUUGACCUGCCCUGUCCCGAUCUGUCCCGCAAUUACAAGUGAGUUUUUUUUAUCGUAGAUAGAUUGGUAAAUCACAUGUAAUCUUAGUCAAAUUAUUUAGAAUUUUUAUUUAAUUACAUAAAUUUUUAGCUAUAAUAAAUUUGUAAAUUAGUGAAAAAGUCAAUUACUCCAGUGAUUUAACUACAUUAAUCUUAUGGUUUGAUUCUUUUUAUAAAAGAAAUGUUCUCCUUCCACGCUUCAUGAUAAAUUACUUGAUCUAGACCAGACUUGCCAGAGGACGGGUAGGGAUAUCGAGUAUCCGUGCCAGACUUGUCCUAGGUAAACUGGACAAGGCGAGACCAAUGUUCGUCCCUGUGCGUUAGACAAGUCGAACCCAUGUGGUGAGCCGAAUUUUAUUUUAUGAGACCAAUGUUCGUCCUUGUGUGUUAGGCAAGUCGAACUCAUGUGGUGAGCUGAAUUUUAUUUUAUGGACCCUUCUCUAGCCUCCAUUGGAUAACUCAUUCAUUCCAUGUUUUGUGAUUGUGCCAUUUUCACUCAAGGGUCGUUUGGAUGGAAUUACUACUCGUAUUGUAACCACUUCCUUUCACAUAGCAUACAAGUACAUGUAGAUUUUAUAGGGCUUGGCCCAUAGGUUGUCUCGGCCCAUGUCAAGUACACCGAGAAAGGACUUCAUUGGGAACUCAGUUAGAGUUUCAUAGUUAGUCGAAAUUCAUGUAUAUACAUGUGUGUGUGACGAUGGAGAUAUAAGAAAACAAGAGAUACCGAGUCUUCUUGUUGACUUGUCUUGUCCAUCGUGAACAAGGAAAUCACAUAAAUCAUUGUGUCCAUUUCGCUUAUAUUUUGUUUAUCAGCUAGAGAGAAAGCACAAAUUCCCUAUAAGCUUUCUCCUGAUUCUUUUAGAGUUAAAACAUUAAUAGGGUAAAGAAAAAGGGUGGAAAAUAAUUGUGUAAACUUACCCUUCAAAUAGAAGUGAAAACUUAUGUUUUCUUAAUUUUAGUCCUCCGUUGUUUGUUGUCCUUUGUUUUUCUGUUUCUUCUCUUAACUUUUGUCCAUCGUUAGAAGCUUUUGGAAAUCUAGGGCAUGAACAGAUGAUUUAACCGAUGUUGGCAUGUCGGUCCUUUUCUUCUUGCAAUGAGUUGCACGUGGGCCAAGUAGCUCCUCCUUCAAUUCGUAAAGCGACGCUUGGUAGGAAAAUCUCUUGUGGGCCUUGGUUAAAGAUGGGUUGUUACACUACCUUCAUAAAAGAGGAAAGAAUAUACAUAGAAGAAUUGGGGAAGACUUGAUGUUGAGGAAGAUGGCUCCUCUCUUCUAGCUCCUCCUUCUCUUCUCCUUCUUUCAGCUUCUCCCUCUUCUUGUCUCUCUAACCAUAAAUUCUAUCUUAAAUGGGGGAAAGGGGUCUUCUAUUUAUAGCCUUUAGAGGAUGGAGAGGUUCGCGGCCGGAUCUUCCCCCGCCAAGUCGUGAUAUGCCGACGACGCUGUUUUGGCCUUCAGGCAUGAGGAAUUCGCGGGCUUACUUCACAGUUGUGAUCCGUGAAGUGCGGCCUCGAACUUCCUCGCAGUUAAUAUGAAAUGUGGUCGUGAACGAACUGGGAAAACUCUUUGUUUCUCCUCGUUGGCUUCUUCACAAAGUUCGCGCCCUCAACAUCCAAGAUCGUGGUCGCGAUCCUUUCGUUGAGUUCGCCGUCUUUGUUCUCGGUUGUGAUCUCCAUCUCUAGACACGAUCAUCAACAUUCUGCCCCUUUUUCUUCACUUGUGUCCUUUUAUGUACCUAAUUCGCAUGUAUUGUCUAAAGCACCCUAAUAUGAAGGGUAAAUAACACCAAUUUAGGUGUUAACAACAAUCGACGCUAUUCAGACGAUUAUGCACAUGAAUUUACACUAAAUAAACCCCAAUAUGAAGGGUAAAUAACACCAAUUUAGGUGUUAUCAAGCCAUGAUUAUGGCACACAUUUCAAAAAAUUUAGUGUUUCAAGCACAUGUUGAUGAAUGAUUGUCUUUUGGCCUACAUUGAGAGUUUUGGAACUAAAUUUUUGCCCAAAUUUUCAGAUUGAGUGUUCCAAACACCUUGUCAUGUGCAUUGUUCCUCACAUGGGCUACAUCAAGAAGUGGAUGUCGUUUUCGCCCUAGCCAGGAGGUAGAGCCCUUGUUUCGCGAAACUACAAGUGUGAUGCCAUGAGCAGCAAUGUAAGUUGAGGCUCGAAAGUUGAACCCUUUUACGUGGGAGCACCAACAUCGAGUCUAUUGAUUUCACGUGUCUUGGCUUCACCUGUUGGGAAGAUCCCAACUUAAGUUUGUGCUUCACAUCAAGGUGGUUGUAUGAUUUCUUGACUACGAUUCACCUCGUAAGUUGCUAGCUUCACCACUACCGGCGAUCUAAAUUGUAUAAAGUUGUGAGAGUCUAUCAUGUUGCACCUGUUUGAGCUAGGUUUGUUUGGGGAAGAGUAAACUAUUAACUGUGGCAGAGUUUGAUUCGGGCUUAAUUCUACAUAUUUACAUUCCUUCCCUUGAUGUUUGACUUGUGAUUAAUCGUUCUUUAAACCAUUCCAUGCUAGGUUGUGCUUGGUUUACUAUAUUUCAAGUCCUAGAAGGUGAAUAAGGCGAAAGGAAUGAUUAUCGGGCCAUUUGGAGUCAAAACCGGGACAAAGUGAAGAAGUUGUUGAAAGUCAAGGUUCGUAUAGUAGAAAUUCACGACCAGACUGUGACUUCCACAAAGAAGUCGUGAGAAUUACAAGGUUCUAAGAACCAAACUGUAGUUCGCGGGUGCUUGAAGAUGUCAAGGUUUCAAAUAUGACAUUUGCAACGAAACCCUAAGAUUUGUAAACGAAAUGGUGGACUUUAGUUUGACGUCACGAUUUCCCUAUUAUUGUCACUGUCGUUAUGUUCAACCUUGCCAUUUGACACUUUUGGGUAUAAAUAGGAGCUAAAGGCAUUUUUCAAAGGGAGCUAGUUUUAGAGAGAGACAGCGGCAGCUGCCUCUUAGAGUGAGAGUGACGAACAAGGAGCACUAGAUGGUGAUUCAAGGCUUCUGUUCCCAAUUGGAGGCAAGAUUUCCACCAAAGGAUUAAAGAUUGGGCACUAGGAGAAGAACCCAUCACUUUGAUGUUGAUUUCUCUUCUUGAGUUUGUGAUUUUUCCUCUUUCUCUCACUAUUGAGUAGAACCCAUAUUCACUUGGGUGGGUAGAACUCUAGGUAUAUAAUGAUUGAAUGAUUCCUCUGUUUGUACGAACUCUUGAUUAUAUAUUGAAUUGAGGUAUUUCAUGUAAUUGGUUUGGGUAUUGAUCGAACUCUCCUAUUUGUGCUAUUAACCAAUGGGAGAGAAUAUCCAAUUAGGUUGAUUAUAACACGUUCUCAAUUCUUUAUUGUGGGUUAAUUUAUCGAGCAUAAUAUAGGACUACAAUAUUG